CUAGUGUGUGUUGCACCUAACGAGCCGGGCUGGGCCUAGCGCCGCGGGGAGGGGGCGAGCAUUGGCCCCGGCACCUGCCCGCGUCCCGUUCCCCCCCCCCCCCCCCCCCGAAAGCGAGGAGGGGGUCCCCCGUGCACGGUAGCCCCGUGCCCUUCUUCUCCACGCAACCCCAACUCGCUCUCUCCCACCUGACCGGGCGCCGCCGUCCCGCCGAACCCUCCCUCGGGCCUUUGUCCUGCCGCCAAGGCCUUGCGGGCCGCCGCCGGCCUACGCGCACCCCGGCCGCGCAAGGGUUUUUACGCGAGGCCGGGGAUCCGCGGCCUAUCCGGCCCUUCUCGCUCCCCUCUACGCCCGCCCCGGAGCCGGCGAGGGGAGAGCCCCCACCUUUCCCCCCCCCCCACCCCAACCGCUGCCACCGCCCUCCUCCCCUCCGCCCUUCUCCCCCGCGUGCAGCCUGGGUGCCCGCAGCGGCGGCGGCGCCUGGCUCACGAGAGGCCGCGGAGCCGCCCUUGGCCUCCCCCUCCCGCCCGUGCCGCUGCCGCCGCCGCAGCAGGUUCCCUCCCUCCCCUUCUCCUCCUCCUCCUGUUCCUGCCCCCGGCGGCGGCGGGAUCCGAGCGGUGCCCGGGGAGCGGUCGUCCCGGGCAGGAGGGGAGAGGGUCGGCGGCAGGAGCAGCAGCGCCAGCAGCAGAAAUGAUGGAAGAAUUGCAUAGCCUGGACCCACGAAGGCAGGAACUACUGGAGGCCAGGUUCACUGGAGUUGGGGUUGCUAAGGUUGGUGCUUCAAAUUCCCUCCCUACCCCUCCAAGCCUCCAUCCGUCAUGCUCUGCACUGGCAUUGGGUCCAUUAAAUAGUGAGUCUUCCAACCAGAGCUUGUGCAGCGUGGGUUCUCUGAGUGAUAAAGAAUUGGAGACUCCUGAGAAAAAACAGAAUGACCAGAGGAAUAGAAAAAGGAAAGCAGAAGCAUAUGAGACCAGUCAAGGAAAAGGCACUCCUAGAGGACAUAAAAUUAGUGAUUAUUUUGAGUUUGCUGGGGGAAGUGGCCCAGGAACCAGUCCAGGUAGAAGCGUUCCGCCUGUCGCCAGAUCCUCACCGCAGCAUUCCUUAUCCAACCCCUUGCCCCGGCGAGUGGAGCAGCCGCUCUAUGGGGUAGACGGCAGCACAGCAAAGGAACCGCAGGAGGAACAUUCUGCUCUGCCAACGCUGAUGUCUGUGAUGCUGGCGAAACAGAGGCUAGAGAAUGAGCAGCUGGCACAGAGGGGAGGUGGCCUCUGUUUUACUUUUGUCUCGGCCCAGCAAGGCAGCCCAUCUUCUACUGGAUCAGGGAACACUGAACAUUCCUGCACUUCCCAAAAACAGAUUUCCAUCCAGCACAAACAGUCACAGUCUGACCUCACAAUGGAAAAAAUAUCUGCACUAGAAAACAGUAAGAACUCUGACUUGGAGAAGAAGGAGGGCAGGAUAGAUGAUUUAUUAAGAGCCAACUGUGAUUUGAGACGGCAGAUAGAUGAACAGCAAAAGAUGCUGGAGAAGUACAAAGAGCGGUUGAAUAGAUGUGUAACAAUGAGCAAGAAGCUUCUUAUAGAGAAGUCAAAACAGGAGAAGAUGGCCUGCAGAGAUAAGAGCAUGCAGGAUCGAUUGAGGCUAGGUCACUUCACCACGGUGCGACACGGGGCUUCUUUCACUGAGCAGUGGACAGAUGGUUAUGCCUUCCAGAACCUCAUCAAACAACAAGAAAGGAUAAAUUCCCAACGAGAAGAAAUAGAAAGACAAAGGAAAAUGUUAGCAAAACGAAAGCCACCUGCAAUGGGUCAGACCCCUCCAGCAAGCAACGAGCAAAAACAGCGCAAGAACAAGACCAACGGAGCAGAAAAUGAAACGUUAACGUUAGCAGAGUACCACGAACAGGAGGAGAUCUUCAAACUCCGACUAGGUCAUCUUAAAAAGGAAGAAGCAGAGAUCCAGGCAGAGUUGGAACGACUAGAGAGGGUUAGAAAUCUACACAUCAGGGAAUUGAAAAGGAUACACAAUGAAGAUAAUUCACAAUUUAAAGACCAUCCAACGCUAAAUGAUAGAUAUUUGUUGCUACAUCUUCUGGGUAGAGGUGGCUUCAGUGAAGUAUAUAAGGCAUUCGAUUUAACGGAACAGAGAUAUGUAGCUGUGAAAAUACACCAGUUAAAUAAAAACUGGAGGGAUGAGAAGAAAGAAAACUAUCACAAACAUGCAUGUAGAGAGUACAGAAUUCACAAAGAACUGGAUCAUCCUCGAAUAGUUAAGCUAUACGACUACUUUUCGCUGGAUACUGACUCGUUUUGUACAGUGUUAGAAUACUGUGAGGGAAAUGAUCUGGAUUUCUACCUGAAACAGCACAAGUUAAUGUCUGAGAAAGAAGCACGAUCCAUCAUCAUGCAGAUUGUGAAUGCUUUAAAAUACCUAAAUGAAAUCAAACCUCCCAUCAUCCACUAUGACCUUAAACCAGGUAACAUCCUUCUAGUCAAUGGUACUGCAUGUGGAGAGAUAAAAAUCACAGACUUUGGCCUUUCCAAAAUCAUGGAUGAUGACAGCUACAACUCUGUUGAUGGCAUGGAACUGACAUCUCAGGGGGCUGGUACUUACUGGUAUUUGCCACCAGAAUGUUUUGUGGUUGGGAAAGAACCUCCAAAGAUUUCAAAUAAAGUCGAUGUGUGGUCAGUGGGAGUCAUCUUCUAUCAGUGUCUCUAUGGCAGAAAGCCCUUUGGUCACAACCAGUCACAACAAGACAUUCUGCAGGAGAACACAAUCCUGAAAGCUACCGAGGUGCAGUACCCUCCAAAGCCAGUAGUCACACCAGAAGCCAAGGCAUUCAUCAGGCGCUGCCUGGCCUAUCGCAAGGAGGACAGGAUAGAUGUCCAGCAGCUGGCCUGUGACCCCUACCUGCUGCCUCACAUCCGUAAAUCAGUGUCCACCAGCAGCCCAGCUGGAGCUGCCGUUGCCUCAACCUCUGGAUCAUCCAAUAACAGCUCUUCAAACUGAGACAGAGUAAUAAGCCAAAACAGAAAAACAAACCACCAAACCCCACCCAUACUGCUGGAGAAAGCAGCAAAAACAACCCAGACUGAGCAAACAGCUUUGGAACAGAGGAAUCCACAAAGGUCUCAAGAAAAACCUGCAGCAGGUGCUUUUUUGUUUGUUUGUUUCCCUUUUCUCUUGCUUUUUUUUUCCAUCCAUAGAGCAUGACAACAUCAAAUCUUCAUCAAGAAAACCUUUUGGUCAUCUAGGCCAGGCCAAGUGGAUAAAGAGAAAUGGAAAUGGCUUGAGCUUUAACCACUAAAUGACCACAAAAAAAAAAAGGUGAAUUUUAAAGGAGGGAAAGUCAAGAUAAUAUACCCAAAACCAACAAAAUAAAAAGACGUGGUUCCAUGUACUGUGAACUUCUGAACAUGCAGCCUUGGGGAAUCCAGGAUGCCAUGUGGACUUUGGAGAGAGACACACAAAACAAAGACUGGGCUAGUCCAGUGUUGAUAUUUAAACAUUGUUCUUUUUUGUUGUUGUUGUUGUUCUUUUAAUAAAGUUUAGGUAACAUCUCCUGAAAAGCUCCAAGCACCAAGAUUCAGCUGGGGAUGGUUAUAUGACUCUUUGCCCUUUGGAGGGGAAAAAAAACCGCAUUGAUCCUGCCUGUUGAUGGCACUAGAGUUAGUGUUUCACCCCUAAUUAAUUUCAGGCUUUUUUAAAAAAGAAAAUAACCUUCUUUUUGUUUUGGAAGAAAACAGUUUUGUGGUCUCCCAAGUGAAACCCUUAUUAGCAGGUUCCUUCUGGGGAUGGUGCAGCUCUCUGCUCCCUUAGGGCAACCUCUGCUGAAACCAAUUCAGCUUCUCAGGAGGGAUCCUGAAGGCCAGGAAUCACAGGUCUGUGGAGAUGUCGUGUGGAGCACAGCUCUGACUGCCACAAGCUUCUCAAGCUGCCGCUCUGUAGCUCUCACACAACAGUUGCAACUCCUUUAUUUAUUGGAAGUGCUGUUCUUUUUUUGCUCUCUGCUCUCAGGAGCAGCAUCUCUUGGCUGUUGAAAAGGCAGGCAGCAAACAGGAAAGGAUCAGAGCACAACUCCCUUGAUCCACAGGUGGGAUUUGUGCUUACCCACUACUCUGCACACCUUGUUCAGAGACAUCUCAAGCUGGGGGACUUGUCUGCCCUUCUCAAGCAGGUGAUCUGGCAGCAAAGCUUCCUCACUCCUUUAACACUUUCCUUUGACAACUUGCUGACUUUUCCUAACUCCCUACCAUGACUGCACCCCAUUUCAGAUGAGAGGGAAGGACUUAAUGUCCUCAAAGGGAGUAAGCACUCUGACCUUUAUUUGUCUCCCUUCUGGAACCUGCCUGGAGGGCUCUUUACCCCUCUUUCAGCUGGAGUUUGCCUCCUGUGGAACACAAACCCCCACUCUACCCCCCUUUUUUCUUUCCCCCUCCCUUCCCCAUUGAAGGAAAACUGAAAAGCACAGCACUUAAACAUGUGGCAGCCAGGUUGGAGUGCUCCUUGCAUGUGGCAGGACUUCAGAGCCAGAGAGAUUUAAAGAUGCAGUGUUGAAGGUUUGUCUUGGGAGGGAGCUCAGAGGUGCACUGCUGCAAUUCAGGGUGCUGUUUAAAACACAAAUGACCUUGUGUACACUUUUUAACCCCCUAUCCCGACCACCAUGGUGUGAGUUCCCCUCUGUGUGGUACCUCCAGGCUUGUGCCCACAGCUCAGCGUCUGUUUGGGGUGCUCAGGACCCCACCAGUGUCCUCAGGGCUGCGCCAUUCUCAGUCACACGCCUUCAGAGAGUAUUACCACUUGUCUGCCUUACUUUAAACCAUCAUCUGCAAAUAUUCUGUUGAAAUCCUGAUCAGGAACUUGAAGUUAACUGGAAAAGUGAGAAGCCUGUUGAAAUGAAGCAAUGGACCUGGCAAGUGGAGAACUCUACUGUGUUGAUUUGGGGCUUUUAUUGCUAUUUUUUGUAGCGACUCUUGGGCUUUUAAUUGGAUGGAUUCACUGGCAGCUGCAUUAAGGUGGUCUCUAAACUCUGAAACAGAGCAAAGGAAUAACUGUAUCUUUAAAUCCUCAGCCAUCAUUUCUUAGCCUUUUCCAUCAGUUAAGUGUUGAGCUGUUGCUCUGAUGUCCAAUUCAGCCUCUCUCAGGUGAAAUCAGGGUUGAUGCUUCACCCCAUUUUGCUGAAAUUCAUGGGUUUUGGUGUCUGUUUCACAUCAAGGAGAAUUCUAGAAGGGUUUUUUUUAUCCCAGUCCCAUUGUUUCUUGGCCAUCCAGUCUGUGCUAUCUCUGUGGGUGUGCUUAGUUUUAUGUCAGAUGCACUGAUUACCUGCUGUGUGACACCCAUCCAGGGGCCUGGGGACAAACCUUACCUGGGGCUGAUAAAGCAGUUGAAGAAAAAAACCCUUGGUAGAAUUCUGGCUGGGAUGCUUUCCUUGUUAAUAUGGGUUUCACUUCCAAUACCAGACCCUCUUGCCACACUGUUCAUUUACUUCAAGAAAGAGUGUAUGAAGAAUUUGUAACUCGAACCAGGCCAAACUGUUUUGGCUCUACCCAACAGAUGAGAU
This is a messenger RNA of Colius striatus (speckled mousebird), 5560 nucleotides long. RefSeq names its product serine/threonine-protein kinase tousled-like 2. Gene Ontology annotation, biological process: peptidyl-serine phosphorylation; intracellular signal transduction; chromosome segregation. NCBI's taxonomy places the organism in Eukaryota, Metazoa, Chordata, Aves, Coliiformes, Coliidae. Bases 691 to 3009 code for a protein of 772 amino acids. Gene Ontology annotation, cellular component: nucleus. The transcript has 23 exons. The record is from RefSeq and is a predicted model, not a curated record. Gene Ontology annotation, molecular function: ATP binding; protein serine/threonine kinase activity.